AUGGUUUCAUAUCCGGGUUCAGACAUUAAACCAUCGCACUUGGGUUCGUGUGGUUCUGGCUUCUCAAAGUUUAUCUCAUGUGGUUGUGGCUUCUUAAAGUUUAUGUCGUGUGGUUGUGGAACGAGGUCAUACUUUGGGCUGCAUCUGGUGCGACCCCUCUACUUCUGGUGGGGAAAUAGGUCGUCAUCCCUUAUUUUCCAUGACUUCACUCGGUGGCAAGGUAGAUCAUUCAGUCAAGAAGGAUACAUCGUUGAUAUGGAAAACGAAAUUGAAAACAGGUUUUCUUUCCUCAGCAAGUCUAAAAAUGCACAAGAAACGAGUAAGAAGAACAGACUCAGGAAGGAGAUCAUUGAGACGUUUGUGAAGGUUUUAGAUGAAGUUAAUCCCUACGUGAAGAAGUUUAGGACUGCGAGAGAGAGAUUCAAUAUGGAUCCUGACCAGAGUUUUCAUAUGAGGAUCAUAAGUGAUCGUCUAACUGAUGGGAGGACUUACAAUAGACCAACUGCUUCAGAGGUAGCUGCCAUCAUCCCCGGAGAUUUCAAUUUCGAUAUGGGUAAGAAUCGUGAUAUUGUUCUGGAAAAACAAUCGGGGAAGUUGAGACGUAUAAGCGAGAUACAUCCAGCCUAUAUCCCACUACAGUAUCCUACUGUAUGGCCACAUGGUGAAGACGGGUUCAGACUUGGAAUACAGAAAGCAGAUUCUGUUGCCACCAAAAAAACCAAGAAGAAAAACAUCAGUAUUAGACAAUUCUUUGCUUUUCGCCUAUUUGACAGAACUAAUGAGGCAGAAAACCUACUAUACUCAAGAAGGUUGUUCCAGCAGUACUUGGUCGAUACUUACACCAUGGUUAAAGCAAACAGACUAUCCUUCCUGAGGCACAACCAAUCCAGUUUGAGGUCAGACAGUUACGAUUCUAUCAAGCAAGCUGAACAGGCUGGUGUCAUUGAUAUGGAGGACCAAGGCAACAAGUUCUAUCUUCCUGCUACUUUCACAAGAGGACCAAGAUAUAUGCGAGAGUUAUAUUUUGAUGCAAUGGCAAUUUGCAGACAUUAUGGUUUCCCCGAUUUGUUCAUUACAUUUACAUGUAAUCCUAAGUGGCCAGAACUCAAUAGAGAGCUUGAUGGCACGAAUCUCAGACCUACAUAUAGACCUGAACUUAUCUCCAGGCUUUAUCAUACGAAACUAACCUCGAUGAUGGAAGACUUGACUCAGAAGGGGCUUAUGGGAAUCAUUGUUGCUUAGAAGACCACGAUAAGCAGAGAUGGGUUUCCGAUUUACAGAAGACGCGAUCAGCCAAAUGUUUUUGUCGAGAAGAAUGGUUUCAAAUGCGACAACCGUUAUGUCAUUCCUUAUAACAAAGCUCUGUCUAUCCUCUACAAGGCGCACAUUAAUGUCGAGUGGUGCAAUCAGUCAGGGGCUAUAAAGUACUUAUUCAAGUACAUAAACAAAGGAUCAGAUCGUGUGGCUGUUGUAGUUGAGUCACCGGAGCAGGCUAAACUUAACGAGGAAAGAAGACAAAACAACCAGACCGGAGGACCUGAUAAUGGAGCAAACCAGUCAUUACCAAAUUCUGGAAGCAAUGGGAAAGUUGAGAAGGUUAACAAGAUAAAGGACUAUUUCGACUGCCGGUAUAUGUCAUCUUCGGAAGCUGUAUGGAGGACAUUGGGUUUUAAAAUACAUCAUAGGUCUGUCGCUGUUGAGAAACUCACUUUUCACCUGGAAGGCAAACAAAUGGUCAUUUACAAGGGCAAAGACAAAAUGGAGAGGGUUGUGACACGUAAGCUAAUCGAGAAGACGAUGAUGCUGGCUUGGUUUCAGCUAAAUUUAGUAAACACGAAGGCGAGGACCCUAACUUAUGUUCAGAUUCCAGAGUUCUUUGUGUAUCUCCCUAGCGAGAAGCGUUUUAAGGAAAGGCAGUCAGGUUUUGCUAUUGGAAGAAUUAACUAUGCACCAAGGAAGAUUGAGGAUGCGUACUAUUGUAGAGUUUUGUUAAAUGUUGUAAGAGGUGUGACAUCUUUUAACGACAUCAAGACAUACAAUGGUGUCCUUUAUCCGUUGUACAAGGAUGCGUGUUACGCAAGGGGUUUGCUAGAGGAUGACCAAGAGUACAUAGAUGAUAUUCUGAGAAGAAGCUUCACGUGUUCUCUAACACAUCUUAGGCAACUUUUUGUGAUAAUGCUCAAUUCCGACAGUCUAACUUCUCCAGAGAAGGUUUGGAAUAGUACAUGGGAGGCUCUUUCUGAGGACUUCGAGUUUGAGAGAAGACGUGAACUUAAUAGACCAGGGAAAACGUUUCUAUGGAAGAUAUUGUCAUCUGCAGUUAGAUGCCGUGGAGAGAUAGUCCUCAACGUUGCUUCAAGCGGUAUAGCAAGUCUUUUGUUACAAGGAGGCAGGACGGCUCAUUCAAGGUUUGGAAUACCACUAAAUCCUGAUGAGUUCUCUACUUGCACUAUGGAAAAGGGUUCUGAUCUUGCUAAUUUGGUAAGGGAAUCAUCUCUGAUGAUAUGGGAUGAAGCUCCUAUGAUGAGCAAGCACUGCUUUGAGUCUUUGGAUCGUAGUUUAGGUGAUAUUAUCGGUAAGAAGCAUGGGAAGCCUUUCGGAGGCAAAGUUAUGGUUUUUGGAGGAGACUUUAGGCAGGUUCUUCCAGUAAUACCAGGAGCAGGCAGGGCACAAAUUGUCUGUUCAUCUCUUAAUUCAUCAUAUCUCUGGGAGCAUUGCAAAGUUUUAAAACUCACUAAGAAUAUGCGACUACUUUCGGAAAAUCUUAGUCCAGAAGAAGCGAAUGAUCUUAGGAGGUUUUCAGAGUGGAUUCUGGCUGUUGGCGAUGGAAGAAUUUCAGAACCUAACGAUGGAGAAGCUGAAAUUGAUAUUCCUGAUGAAUUUCUAAUAACAGAUGCCGAUGAGCCUAUCAAAGCUAUAAGCAGGGAAAUAUAUGGAGAUGCUUCGUCUCUACAGAACAAUAUUGAUCCUCAAUUUUUCCAGGGAAGAGCUAUACUCUGUCCCACAAACGAAGAUGUUAACAUGAUAAACGAGCACAUGCUCGACAAGUUGAAUGGUGAAGAAAGAAUUUAUCUAAGCUCCGAUACUAUAGAUCCUUCAGACACAGCUUCCAUCAAUGACGAGGCUCUAAGCACUGAAUUCCUAAACAGCAUAAGAGUGGCUGGGUUACCUAAUCACAGUUUGCGAUUGAAGAUCGGCUGUCCUGUAAUGUUGCUAAGGAAUAUUGAUCCUAUAGGAGGCCUAAUGAAUGGAACAAGGCUCCAAAUAACUCAACUAGCUGAUUUCAUGGUUGAAGCUAAAGUUAUAACCGGAGAUAAGGUUGGUCGUAAAGUUGUUAUUCUUAGACUAUUGAUUACACCAUCAGACACGACUCUUCCUUUUAAGAUGAGGAGAAGACAACUCCCGCUAGCAGUUGCUUUUGCAAUCACAAUAAACAAGAGCCAAGGACAAUCUCUUUCACAGGUUGGUAUUUUCUUGCCCAGACCGGUUUUUUCUCAUGGACAGCUGUAUGUUGCCAUCUCCAGGGUAACCUCCAAGAGCGGUUUGAAGAUUUUGAUCGUAGAUAAAGAUGGGAAGCCUAAGAGGAAAACAACAAAUGUUGUUUUCAAAGAGGUUUUCAAGAACCUCUAA
Messenger RNA from Microthlaspi erraticum, 3630 nucleotides. The record is from the annotation of a GenBank genome assembly. NCBI's taxonomy places the organism in Eukaryota, Viridiplantae, Streptophyta, Magnoliopsida, Brassicales, Brassicaceae.